Diachasmimorpha longicaudata is the source of this 2583-nucleotide messenger RNA. Its product is annotated as sterol O-acyltransferase 1. The transcript is spliced from 5 exons. Gene Ontology annotation, biological process: cholesterol metabolic process. The coding region runs from base 618 to 2267 and encodes 549 amino acids. The record is from RefSeq and is a predicted model, not a curated record. Gene Ontology annotation, cellular component: endoplasmic reticulum membrane. NCBI's taxonomy places the organism in Eukaryota, Metazoa, Arthropoda, Insecta, Hymenoptera, Braconidae.
GGUGUUCACAAUGCGGUCGUACUAAUCACCCAGUAAAGAAAUUCCAGUGACACGUUUCUCUCUACAGAAAUGCCUCAAGGGCGAUUUAAGACCGCAGACUGGGGGAGAUACAAUCGCCAAUGAGAUCAAAGCGUUAAAAGCGACGGGUAUUCGCGAGGUCUAACAAGAACAAAUAACAAUGAAUAAAUCAGUCAGAUCUCAAUGACGAGGAAGAUAACGUACGAGCUCCCCGAUUGCCCAAUAGUGAUAUCUAUGGAGCUGUUUUCAUCAAUUCUGUGUGAUCAAUCACCACAUAUUUGAAAUACAAAGUACAGUGAUUAUAGAUAGCCAAUCGAAGUGAUACACUGAAGCCCUCGUGGUUGAUUUUCCGGUGAUUGAGCACUUGAGAGGACCUGAAGAGAUUUGUCUCUCAAUUCUAACUGGAAUAUAUUGAAAAAUAGUAAACAACCAGGGAGGGGUGAAACAGAAGUUUUAUUUUAUGAGUCGGGAAAUGGAACGGAUGUCGACACGUCAGUCAGUUCUGAAGUGAGUGAAUACACACAGUGACCGAGAUUGGGCGAUAAUGACUGACUGAUUGUGAGCUCAGUGCGCGUAGAGUUGAUGUGAAGAAAGGGAAUAUGAGUAGUGACAAAGGAAUUCGGAGAACUAGACGAGGGGAAAUUCCUAGGACGAAAAGUACUGGUGACAAAUCACUAUUCAAUACUGGGGAUGAUCAUCAGCCGCUGACCAAUGAAAUGACGGGGAAAAUAUCUAUAGAAGAUGUCAGGGAGCGCAUGCAGCGGCUGCAACAAGAUGUCUUAGCUCAAAUUACCAAUCGAUUGGAUGAUCUGGUCGCAGAAGUCGUAGAAGGAAUAGAAGACAUUGCACACUCGGGGGUUAAACGCACUAGGGCAGUAGAAAAAUUAUACCAUGACAAAAAGGACGUUGGAGACUCUGGAAGGCUACCAGAGAAGGAAUUUCGAAUACGAAAUUCCGUCCUCACGGACGUAUUCAACGAUGUGAAACAUGUCCGACCAAUCUACAACGUUUGGUUAAUGAUAUUACUAUCACUAUUCCUUCACACAAUUUCAAACGACCUCAUCGAGAAGGGAGAAAUGAAUUUGGGAUUUCUCACCAUGGCCGCUGGUUUGGCGAAGUUCCCCACCGUCAUCAAGCUUUGGAGUCUGAUGUUCAAGUCAUCUCUCCUCGUUUACAUAUUUCACAGCUUCUGGGCGCAUCAACGACUGAAGUUCCACCCCAAAUCAUCACUCGUUAAAGUUUGGGACAAAUUGUGGUUGUUAAUUUUCCUUGGAUACCAGUUAACGUUUUUAUUCUUACCUGCAAAGGCGGUCAUAGCAGCGGAACUACCACCUCCAUCCUCAUUGAUCAUUGUUAUGGAGCAAGUACGAAUGGUCAUGAAAAUCCACGCUUUUGUGAGGAGCACGAGCCCUAGAGUUACGUCUUAUAAAGCACAUACAGAGGGUAGAGAAUUGAAUUAUCCAGGAUUUUCGAAAUUUCUGUACUUCAUGUUUGCACCGACACUUAUUUAUCGAGACAGCUAUCCGAGAACGAAAACCAUCAGCUGGAGGUUUGUCGUUUGGCACUUCAUAGAAGUCGGCUUUGAGAUGUUCUUCGUUGCAUUCUUCCACGAAAGAUUUAUCCUCCCGACGUACAAGAAUUUUGGAAUAGAACCAGUCACAGUGAACAACGUCUUACCACAAAUAUUCAGUUCAUUUCUGCCUGGACUAGGACUCUAUCUCUGUGGCUUUUACUGUCUUCUACAUUCGUGGAUGAACGCUUGGGCUGAACUACUCAAGUUUGGCGAUCGUAUGUAUUACAAAGACUGGUGGAACUCAGUGUCUUAUGGCAGCUUUUACCGUAAUUGGAACGUCGUAAUUCACGAUUGGCUGUACACAUAUAUCUACAAAGAUUUCUAUGAAAUUAUCUUCCCGAGGAAGAAGGCGAUCGCCAUGUCUUCGGCGUUCUUCAUAUCCGCACUAUUCCAUGAGUACAUCCUCAGCAUUGGCUUUCGCAUGUUUUAUCCGAUGAUGUUUGGAGUUUUCCUGGGAACCGGAUACCCUCUGGUGUGGCUGACGCAGAAAAGAUCUCAUUCCUUCGGAAAUGUCUUCCUCUGGUUCUCACUGCUGUUUGGUAAUGGAGUACUUCUCAGUGCCUAUUCCAUGGAGUAUUUUGCAAGGAUCAACUGUCCUGGAUUUGGAAGUGACCUUAAAGAUGUGAUGUUCCCGAGAAGUUGGAUGUGUAACAGUACGAAAGCAGUGAAUUCUUGAAGACUAGUUAAAUUAUUCAAGUAAAAGACAUGGGAAUCGAUGUUAACUUCCUACACGAAGAGAAAUAGUUUGUAAACAUUACGUAUCUGUUCUGUAAUCCUGGAGCGACAUCUACUGGAGGAAAAUUUUACAGUGCUGCAGAGAGAAAAAAAUGAUCUUAACACACGAGAUUUAAAAUGUAGAACGAAAAUAUCACCGUCUUUAUAUUGCCAGAUAUUUAUGUGGCAAGUUCGCUGUUAAGAUAUUUCUUGUGAAUGUCUACAUAUAAAUGGUCCAUUGUUGUUGGUUAUUAAUUGCAUAAACAAAUUAAAUGUAA